Molecule: messenger RNA, 13761 nt
Organism: Anopheles coustani
Lineage: Eukaryota; Metazoa; Arthropoda; Insecta; Diptera; Culicidae
Product: dynein beta chain, ciliary-like
Exons: 18
Coding region: 1-13734 (4577 amino acids)
Biological process (GO): microtubule-based movement
Cellular component (GO): dynein complex
Molecular function (GO): dynein light intermediate chain binding; ATP binding; minus-end-directed microtubule motor activity
Source: RefSeq, a predicted model, not a curated record
AUGGCAGAGGAGAAGAAGAAAAAGGAAGAAAAGGAGGAAGAUCCGUGUUCGGCGUUCGCCGGACGGUACGUGAUCAAGACGAUGCGGCUCAAGGACGAAAAGUGGCAGAAGCUGAUCGGCAACGAAGAGCUACGGACGAUCGUUAUGGACUGGGUGCUGCAUCCCGGUGUUAUGAAGCUGUUCAUCACGCUCAACAACGCGGGUGCACUCGUGCCUACCUACCACUUUCCGUCCAACGCCAAAGGCAAGAUUUGUUACUUCGUCAAGAUUUCCGAGGCGGCACUGGACAUCGCGAAAAUUCGUGAGCAAUUGAUUUAUGGUGACCUCACGCCAAAUCCAAUCGACGAUCUCUCAAUUUUGGUCGAUGAAAUCUUCUACCCGAUGAUCAACAAUCCCCAAAACCAGGAAGGUUGGCCGACGGCCAUCGUCAAGGAUAUCGACAACCACGUUCAAGAGCUACGCAACAUCAUUUCAGAGGUAAAAGGCAACAUCAUAAAUCAAACGCUCCUCCCGAUGCCCAUUUCCAUCGAUAACAUUAUGCAAGUCGGCGAGGAGGUUCUUCAAGGCAACAUCGAUGCGUGCAGUCUGAAGAUGAAAAACUCGCUAGAGGGUAUCGUCAUUAAGUGGGCGUGCCAGAUCAACGAUGUGCUGAAGGAGGACUCGUCGCAGGCGUUCAAGGAUGGCCACCAUCCGACGCCGGUAGAGGAGAUUACUUUCUGGGAAUCGCGGCAGAAAAAUCUACGCAACAUCUACGCCCAGCUGACGGAGCCAAAGUCGCGCCAAAUCGGUGUCAUUCUGGAGGGCAUCGAUUCCGUAUACUCCACCUCGUUCAAGUCGACCUUCAAAAGCGUGGUUCAAGCGGUCCACGAAGCGGAUGACAUCUCACUCUACCUGAAACCGCUGCGGAAAACAUUCGAAACGUUUGAAAGCACCGACUUUAUCGACUCGGCGGAAAUGAUCUCACCGAUGCUUCAUCUUGUGUGCCUGGUUUGGGCCAACUCGUGCUACUAUGGUAUCAACGCCAGAAUGGUGAAUCUCUUCAAAAUGAUAAGCAACAUGGCCAUUUCAGAAGCGACGAAAUCGCUUGAUCCGGGCUCCCUUUUCCAGGGAGAGGUCGAUGAGUCGCAGAUCAAAAUAAGUCACAUUAUUGAUACACUGGAAUUUUACAAGUCGGAGUUCAGUGAUUUUCGCUCGCGGCUGUCGGAGUACGAGAAACCCAACACCCAGCCCAUAUACUGGACCUUCCGCCCCCGAGACGUCUUCGAGCGGCUCGACAUGUAUAUCGUGCGACUGAACGAGAUCAAGGACAUCUUCAACACGGCUGCCGAGUUCAAGAAGCUGGAAAAGGUGGAAAUCGGUGGCCUGCGAGGACGAGCGAUAAGUCGUAAAAUUCAGGAAAUUUACGACGACUACAAUAAACUCUACCAGCGCUGGGGAUCGAUCCAGUACGACCCACUGGACCCGGAUCCCCGCGUGAAAGGGUUCCAGCGGGACCGGCAGAGAUAUUUGGAGAAAGCGAGCGUGCUCGAGCGACGUCUUGCGGCCCAGUUUGUCAUUGCCUUCGAGGAGUGCUCCAAUGUGGAACAGCUGAUGAAACUUGUACAGGUGUUGGGUAGUCUGCUCAACCGACCGCUCAUUCGGCCAGAUUGUGCAAUGAAAGUGUCCAGCAUAGUGGAUCUGUUCGAGGACGACAUUGCAGUGGUGCAAACUAUCUACGAGAAGGGCGUGGAAGAGUACAACAGUCGUGGACUUAACGGGAUUCCCAUCGACGAUGGGUUUCCACCAGUUGCCGGGGCCAUAGCCUGGGUGCAUAAGCUUCGCGACCGUAUUCGAAAACCAAUUUCCGAGCUGGCGAUGAUUGAACUACCGAUUUUCGAGCACGAAAAAGGAAAACGCGUGUUAUAUCGAGUGGACCAGCUAAAAGAACAACUGGAGGAAUUUGAACAGCAGCUGUUUAGUAAUUGGGUUGCCGACGUCACCAAACACAUCGAGAACUACAUGAGUAAAUCACUGCUUAGUCGAACUGACGCACGCUUGUUGGACAUGAACUUCAAUCAGGUCCUUCAAACCAUCAUGGCGGAGGUACGCUAUCUAAAAUGUAUGGCCACAGGAAACAUACCGGACAAAGCACUGCAAUUUUACGCCUCUGGUGAAGCUCUCUGGGCUGCUAGAAUGAAGUUGUCGCGCAUUGUCGAAUGGUACAACGAAAUAUGCAAAAACAGCGCGUCAUGUGAGUUCGAGUUGAUUCAAAAGGAAAUCGAUGAAAUCGAUACCAUUCUGGAGGAGGCCUGCUCUGGAAAAAUCGACUGGAACAAUUUCCAACAAACGUUCAUCGAUGGACUUUACGAAAAGUUGUACAAUUUGCACUCGCGUGUUCUGAAGGCCCAAGCAAACGUGAAGAAAAUACAGGCCAGCAUCCGGAGCUGGGGUAAGACACCGUUAUACGAGCGUCUCAAUGGCGAUACCAGUUCGCUCAUCAACAUAGAGAACCGUGCAUUGAUAGUCCAGCGCCGUCUGGAAGCCUGUUUGGACACGAAGAAGCUCAUCGACAAGGUUAUGGAUGAAAAUUUCAAGCUAUACUUUGACUAUCUGGUUGCGUUAAGCGAAGAAAAAAUGACCUCUACCAGCGAUACCGGAUCGAAGCGGAAAAGUAGCCUUAUUGACAUGACCUCCGAGCAACGGGAACCGCAACCAGAAAGUGUUGCAAUCGAAGUGCAGGAGAUGGAAGAAGAACAGUCUGCAGCAGACACGCUAGACGACGUUCCAUCGUUAGAUCAAUCGGAGUUGAGCAAGACAAUGUCACAACUCGAACUGUUCCGACCGUACGAGGAGUACGUGGACUCGAUCGUUUCCAAGGAAAUUAUGGACGCGGUACACCUUAGCGUGAAGUACAUCAAAUUUGAAAUGGAAAACCGCCUUGGCCACAAUCAACCCAUAUUCGAGAUCAAGUACGAACUGCAUCCACCGGAAACACGGUUCUAUCCCUCGCUGGACCCAUACGAUCCGGACGGUUUCUUUGCGCUCAUCGAGAGCAUGAUCACGGACAUCUAUUGUAUGUCGGAUAUGAUUCCACGCGUUGCUCAACCUCCGGAAAACGAGCGGUUGGACGAAGACGGCAAUGUUUGUCUGGAAACGUACAUUUCUCAUCUUGGAAAUAAUGAUGGCAUCGAGCGUAUGAAACAUUCCAUUAUGCUCAUGGUCAUUCAAUCGACCAGGGACGCUGAGAAGUACGUUAAGCAGUUCGACAACUACAACUACCUCUGGCUCGACGAUAAGCACAGCGUUCUAGCGCAGUUUCUAAAGUAUGGGCGACCGCUGACCCAGGACGAGAUGGAAAUGCUGCUGUCGGCGGAGACCCCGCUCAAGGAAGUGGCUCCGACGCUGGAUCAAUUCAAGGCUCAGAUCGAUAGCUACAUAGAUCUGUUUGACGAAGUCUACCAGGCCGAAGUGUCGCACGUUUUCGACACGUGGUUGUUGGUAGAUUUUCGCCACUUCAAACACAAGCUACUCCACGAGAUUGGCACCUGGUCGAACAUCUACAAGCAGACGCUCAUCGAUCGGGUGGUGAUGAGCCUGCAAAAGCUGGAAGAGUUUAGCAUCGAGUGCGAUGAGGUGCUCGGGAUGGACGCUGCCGAGGAAGAUUUCCCCACGCUGCUGAAAAUUCUCUCCGUGCUGAACAAAAUCAAGGAACGCGAAGCGGCCACCGACAACAUGUUCGAGCCACUGAAAGCUACCGUCGACUUGCUCAAGACGUACAACGUCGAGUUCAACGAAACGGUCUACAAACAGUUCACCGAGCUGCCCGAGCGAUGGUUGCACAUGAAAAAGACGGCCCAGAAGGUGCGGGAAAAGAUCGCACCGGCCCAGGCGUAUCAGGUGGAUCUCAUCCGCAAGCGCAUCAGCCUGUUCGACAUUCGCAUGAAGCUGUAUCGUGACGGGUUUAAGAAACUGUCGUGCUUCAAGGUACCGUGCAAGAAUGUGUACGAAAUCUGUGAUCAGGUCAAUCUGGAGCUGAACAUCAUGGAGACACAGCUGAAGAAUCUAACCGAUUCGGCGGGACUGUUCGAGCUCAGUCCACCGGACGACACGAAGCUUCGGCUGUGCCGGAAGGAAGUGAAAAUGUUGAAGCAAAUCUGGGACUUUGUGUACAGCGUGGAGUCGUGCGUGAACGACUGGAAGAAGACGUCCUGGAAAAAAAUCGACGUCGAGGCAAUGGACGUCGAGUGUAAGAACUAUGGCAAGCAAAUCCGUCAGCUGGACAAAGAUAUGCGAAACUGGGCACCGUACCUGCACCUGGAAGCGAUUCUAAAGAACCUGAUGACCUCUUUGCGAGCCAUUACCGAGCUGCAGAAUCCGGCCAUCCGUGAACGCCAUUGGUUCGAGCUUAUGCACGCAACAAAGCUGAUUCAAACAUACGGAAAGGAAAUGCUGGUUCGUUUCCAAAUGGUGGACUCCACCACGCUGGCCGAUUUGCUCGAGCUAAACCUGCACAACUACGAGGAGGAAGUGAAAACGAUUGUCGAUAAAUCGGUCAAAGAGAUGGCGAUGGAAAAAAUGCUGCACGAUCUCGAAAUUGCCUGGAAGGAUCUGGCGUUCGAGUUCGAAUCCCACGAGCGCACCAAUUUAAAGCUGCUCAAGGUGUCGGAGGAGGUCAUCGAAAUGCUGGAAGAGAAUCAGGUGCAGCUACAGAAUCUGCUGUCCUCCAAGUACAUCGCCUACUUCCUGGACCAGGUCUCCCGGUGGCAGCUGUCCCUUUCGAACGCGGAUCAGGUUAUUACGGCCUGGUUUGAGGUUCAGCGCAAGUGGAUGUAUCUGGAGAGUAUCUUCAUUGGCUCGGAGGACAUUCGCAACCAGCUGCCGGAUGACUCGAAGCGUUUCGAUGACAUCGACCGGGAGUUCAAAUCGCUGCUGGCCAUUAUCUUCGCCACCCCCAAUAUAGUGAAGGCAACCAACCGACCGGGUCUGUACGAGAAACUGGAGGGACUGCUCGAUCAGCUUAUCCUGUGCGAGAAGGCACUGAAUGACUAUCUGGAAACAAAACGGUUGGCGUAUCCCCGGUUCUACUUCGUGUCGUCGGCCGACUUGCUGGACAUCCUAUCGAACGGUAACCAGCCGGAAAUGGUGGCCAAACACCUAACGAAACUGUACGACUCCAUCGCCAAGCUGCGGUUCGAAAAGGGAUCGUCCAAGAUGGCCCUCGGGAUGAUUUCGAAGGAGAACGAAGAGUUCGUCGCUUUCAAGGAUCCGUGCGAUUGCGACGGAAAGGUUGAGAUCUGGCUGAACCGCAUCACCGAUUCGAUGCGCGUAACGCUGCGUGAUCUUUUCGAGCGGUCCGUGUCGGCUUACGAAGAAAAGCCUCGUGAUGCGUGGAUCUUUGAUUGGCCGGCCCAGCCAGCCCUGUGUGCCACACAAAUUUGGUGGACGACGGAGGUGAACGUGGCGUUCGCAAAGUUGGAAGAGGGUUACGAAAAUGCCCUCAAAGACUACCAGAAGAAGCAAAUCCUCCAGCUGAACGCGCUUAUCAUUCUUCUUUGCGGAGACCUAAGUCAGGGUGAUCGGCAGAAGAUCAUGACCAUCUGCACGAUCGACGUACACUCGCGAGACGUGGUGGCCAAAAUGAUCCAGCAAAAGGUCGAAACUGGCCAAGCGUUCCAAUGGCAAAGCCAACUACGUCACCGAUGGGACGACACGCUGCAGGACUGUUUCGCAAACAUUUGUGAUGCCCAGUUCCGGUACGAUUACGAGUAUUUGGGAAAUACACCACGUUUGGUAAUCACUCCUCUUACGGACCGUUGUUACAUCACCUUGACGCAGUCUCUGCAUUUAAUCAUGGGCGGUGCACCGGCCGGUCCUGCCGGAACAGGAAAAACGGAAACGACGAAAGAUCUUGGCCGUGCGCUCGGUAUCAUGGUGUACGUGUUCAACUGCUCCGAGCAGAUGGACUAUAAAUCGUGUGGCAACAUCUACAAAGGAUUAUCGCAGACCGGUGCCUGGGGUUGCUUCGACGAGUUCAAUCGUAUCUCGGUGGAGGUGCUGUCCGUGGUGGCGGUACAGGUUAAAUCGAUUCAGGACGCAAUCAAGGGAGGGAAAAAGUAUGCAACCCUUAGCGAUAGUAAGGGCAAGAAAACCAUAUUUAACUUUAUGGGCGAGACCAUUUCGCUCGUGCCCACCGUGGGAAUUUUCAUCACGAUGAAUCCCGGGUACGCCGGACGCACGGAGCUACCGGAGAAUCUGAAGGCGCUGUUCCGCCCCUGCGCCAUGGUGGUGCCGGACUUUGAGCUCAUUUGCGAAAUCAUGCUCGUCGCCGAGGGCUUCCAGGAAGCUCGGUUGCUGGCGCGUAAGUUUAUUACCCUUUACACGCUGUGCAAGGAGCUCCUGUCGAAGCAGGACCAUUACGACUGGGGCCUGCGUGCCAUCAAGUCGGUGCUGGUGGUGGCCGGAUCGCUGAAGCGGAGUGACCGUGAGCGACCUGAAGACCAGGUCCUGAUGAGAGCGUUGCGUGACUUUAACAUCCCCAAAAUUGUUACCGACGAUGUGCCGGUGUUCAUGGGACUCAUCGGCGAUCUUUUCCCGGCGUUGGACGUUCCCCGAAAACGUUCGCCGGAUUUCGAAAAGCUAAUCCGUCGGUCUACCCAGGAGAUGAAGCUUCAGCCGGAGGAUAACUUUAUCCUGAAGGUGGUACAGCUGGAGGAGUUGUUCGCCGUGCGCCACUCGGUGUUUAUUGUCGGCAACGCGGGCACCGGUAAAACGCAAGUGUGGAAGGCACUGUUUAAGACAUACCAAAACCAAAAGCGCAAGCCGCACUUCAACGACCUAAACCCGAAGGCGGUCACCAACGAUGAGCUGUUUGGAAUUAUCAACCCGGCGACGAGAGAGUGGAAAGAUGGGCUGUUUUCGGUGAUCAUGCGCGACCAGGCUAACAUGCCCGGCACGGGACCGAAGUGGAUAGUGCUCGACGGUGACAUCGACCCCAUGUGGAUCGAAAGCUUGAACACGGUUAUGGACGACAACAAGGUGCUCACGCUUGCCAGCAACGAGCGUAUCGCUCUCACCAAGGAGAUGCGUCUUCUGUUUGAAAUUUCUAACCUCCGAACUGCGACCCCCGCCACGGUAUCACGAGCCGGCAUCCUGUACAUCAACCCACAGGAUCUCGGCUGGAAUCCGUUCGUUGCCUCGUGGAUUGACUCGCGUGAGACGCAGGCCGAAAAGGGUAUCCUUUCGGUUUUGUUCGAUAAGUACAUUCCUCCGCUGAUGGAUGCGCACGGACGCUUCAAAAAGAUCACCCCAAUAUCCGAGAUUGCAAUGAUCCAGAUGACUUGCCACCUGUUGGAUUGUUUGCUGACGCCCCAGAACCUUCCACCCGAGUGCCCGAAGGAGUGGUACGAGGUAUACUACGUGUUUGCCGUCAUCUGGGGCUUCGGGUCGGCGCUGUACCAGGAUCAGAUGGUGGAUUGGCGCAACGAGUUCCACAAGUGGUGGAUUAACGAGUUCAAAGCGAUACGCUUUCCGCCGGGUGGUACCAUUUUCAGCUACUACAUCGAUCCGGAAACGAAAAAAUUCAACCCCUGGACGGAUUUGGUGCCGACGUUCGAGCUGGACACCGAUAUACCGCUCCAGUCGAUGCUGGUUCCGACGACGGAAACGACACGCCUCCGGUGGUUUAUGGACAUACUGAUUGAGCAGCGACAUCCGGUCAUGCUGGUUGGUGGUGCUGGAUCUGGUAAAAGUGUCAUCGUGGCGGACAAACUGAGCAGCCUGUCGUACAAGUACGCAGUGACCAAUGUACCGUUCAAUUUCUACACCACCUCCGAGAUGCUGCAGCGUGUGCUCGAGAAACCACUGGAGAAGAAGGCCGGCCGGAACUACGGCCCGCCAGGUAACAAGACGAUGGUUUACUUCGUGGAUGACAUGAACAUGCCGGAGGUCGACACGUACGGUACCGUCCAGCCGCAUACGCUGAUACGCCAGUUCAUGGACUAUCACCACUGGUACGAUCGGGCAAAGCUCUCGCUGAAGGAUAUCCACAAUUGCCAGUUUGUGUCGUGCAUGAACCCAACGGCCGGCUCGUUUACGAUCGAUCCACGAUUACAGCGUCAUUUCUGCGUGUUUGCGGUCAGCUUUCCGACUGGCGACCCGUUGUACCACAUUUACUACUCGGUCUUGUCGCAGCACCUCUCGAAUCCAUUGAACAAAUUCAACUUGGCGACGCAGAAAAUCUGCGCCGCCUUGGUCACCUGCGCGCUGAACUUGCACACCAAGAUGGGCCAGAUGUUCCUUCCGACCGCGAUCAAGUUUCAUUACGUGUUCAACAUGCGCGAUUUGGCGAACAUCUUCCAAGGGAUGCUGUUUGGUAACGGAGAAACGUGUCAGGAACCGAACCAGCUGAUUCGACUCUGGGCUCACGAGGCCACCCGUGUGUAUGGGGAUAAGCUCUUGGAAGAGCGGGACAUUGACAACUUCAAUAAGCUCGUCGUAGACGUGGUGAAGAAAUCGUUCGAGGAAAUAGACGAAACCAAGGUGUUCUCGAAGCCCAUAAUCUAUUCGCACUUUGCCGAGGGCUUGGCCGAUCCCAAGUAUAUGCCGGUACAGAGCUGGGAGUCGCUCAACAGAACUCUGGAAGAAGCCCAAGCCAACUACAACGAACUGGUCGGUGCUAUGAAUUUAGUUCUGUUCGAGGACGCAAUGAGCCAUAUCUGUCGCAUCAGCCGCAUUCUGGAGGGUCCGCGGGGCAAUGCGCUACUGAUCGGUGUGGGCGGUUCCGGCAAGCAGUCUCUGGCGCGCCUUGCCGCCAGCAUUGCAGGAUUGGAGGUAUUUCAAAUCCAGCUGAGAAAGGGCUACGGCAUCGCGGACCUAAAGACGGACCUGGCCGUGAUGUACAUGAAGGCUGGUGUUAGAAAUGUUCCCUGCAUGUUCCUGAUGACGGACGCGCAGGUGGCCGAGGAAGCGUUCCUGGUGUUGAUUAACGAUCUGCUAGCGUCGGGAGAAAUUCCCGAGCUUUUUGCGGAGGAUGAAAUCGAUAACAUCAUCAAUGCGUUACGGAACGAAGUGAAGCAGUUGGGCAUAAUGGACACGAAGGAAAACGUCUGGAAGUAUUUCAUCGAGAAGGUACGCAAGUCGUUGAAGCUAGUGCUAUGCUUUUCACCGGUUGGAUCGACACUGCGCGUCCGGGCUCGUAAAUUCCCCGCCAUCGUGAACUGUACCGCAAUUAAUUGGUUCCACGAAUGGCCAAAGAAUGCACUGGAGUCGGUUUCGAUACGAUUCCUGUCGGAGGUAGAAGUUUUGCCCCCGGAACUAGUAGAACCGAUUGCCGUGUUCAUGUCCUAUGUGCACGGUACGGUUAAUGAAAUGUCUCAGACAUAUCUUCAGAAUGAACGACGUUAUAACUAUACGACACCGAAAUCGUUUCUGGAGCUGAUUUCACUGUACGCCAAGCUACUCACGGACAAAACACUCGAGCUACACGAACGAAUCCAUCGCCUGGAAAGUGGUAUCCUGAAACUGGCCGAGUGCGCUAAGCAGGUCGAUUCGUUGCAGCUGCAACUGGCCGAUCAGGAGAUUGUGCUGAAGGUUAAAAACGAGGAAGCGGAUAAGCUGAUUAAAGUGGUCGGUGCCGAGAACGAGAAGGUAAAGAAGGAGAAAAGUAUUGCCGCCGAGGAGGAGCUGAAGGUGCGCGUGAUCGAGGAAGAUGUCGGUGCGAAGGCAAAGAUAUGCGAGGAGGACCUACGGAAGGCGGAACCGGCACUGCUCGCGGCUCAGGAGGCGCUGGAUACGCUGGACAAAACGAACCUAACCGAACUGAAGUCGUUCGGGUCGCCGCCGGAUGCUGUGGUGAACGUGUGCGCUGCGGUCCUGGUGCUGUUCUCUCCGAAGGGCAAAAUCCCAAAGGAUCGAAGCUGGAAGUCGUGCAAGAUGAUCAUGAACAAGGUGGAUGUUUUCUUGAACGAUCUCCUCUACUACGACAAGGAACACAUUCAUCCUGACGUGAUCAAGGCGCUGCAGCUGUACUUGAAGGAUCCGGAGUUUGAUCCGGACAAGAUUCGGGCCAAAUCGAUCGCUGCGGCCGGCCUAUCCGCCUGGGUCAUCAAUAUACAUAAGUUCUACGAGGUGUACCAGGUGGUCGAACCGAAGCAGCGUGCCCUCAACGAGGCGCAGACGGAGCUGAAGGAUGCGCAGGAUAAACUGAUGGAGCUGACGACGAAGAUUACCGAGCUGGAGGACAAGCUGGGAGUGAUCCAGGCGGCGUUUAACAACGCGCUGGCCGAAAAGCAAAAGUGCCAGGAUGAGGCCGACAAGACCGCCUUUACCAUCGAUCUGGCGCAUCGUUUGGUGAACGGACUGGCAUCGGAGAAUGUGCGAUGGCGGGAAUCGAUAGCCACGCUGAAGGGUCAAACGGUGACCCUGCCGGGUGAUGUGCUAUUGAUUGCUUGCUUUAUCAGCUAUGUCGGUUGCUUCACCAGACGAUACCGCGUCGAGCUGCAGGAAAAACUGUGGAUUCCCACAUUCCGCAUGUCGCGGCCGAUGAUACCGUUCACGGAAGGUGUCGAUCCACUGAGUUUGAUCUGCGACGACGCCAUGAUCGCCUCCUGGAACAACGAGGGUCUACCGUCAGAUCGUAUGUCGGCCGAGAACGCUACCAUACUGACGUACUCCUCACGUUGGCCACUGAUGAUCGAUCCACAACUACAAGGUAUCAAGUGGAUCAAGCAGCGAUACGGAGACGAGUUGACGGUCCUAAGGCUUACGGCACGGGGGUAUCUGGACGCGAUCGAGAAGUGUGUAGUAAAUGGGAAGAUCUUGCUUAUCGAAAACAUUGGUGAAACCGUCGAUGCCGUGCUGGACCCGCUGCUCGGUCGAAUGUUGGUCAAGAAGGGGCGCUGUCUGCGGAUGGGUGAAAAAGAGAUCGAUUACAACCCUUCGUUCCAGCUCAUCCUGCAGACGAAGCUGGCCAACCCGCACUACAAACCGGAAAUGCAGGCGCAAACCACUCUCAUCAACUUCACCGUCACGCGCGAUGGCUUGGAGGAGCAACUGCUCGCGGAAGUGGUCAAGGCAGAACGGCCCGAUUUGGAGAAGCAAAAAGCGGACCUAACGACGGAACAGAACAAGUUUAAGAUAACACUCAAGCUGCUGGAGGACGAUCUGCUCAGUCGCCUUUCGUCGGCCGGCGAAAACGUGCUCGAGGACGCAUCGCUCGUACUGAACCUAGAGAAGACGAAGAAGACAGCCGCCGAGGUGGAGGUGAAGGUGCGCGAGAGUAGGAAAACGUCCCAGCAGAUUGAUGUGGCGCGUGAAAGCUACCGAGCGGCCGCGGAACGUGCCUCCAUACUGUACUUCAUCCUGAACGACUUGCACAAGAUCAAUCCCAUCUAUCAGUUCUCGCUGAAGGCGUUCACGACGGUCUUCAAGGAUGCCAUCGCCAGGACGGCUCCGGCCGACCGGUUGAAGGAACGUGUCACCAACCUGAUCGAUUCGAUAACGUUCGCCGUGCAUAUGUACACCACACGGGGCCUGUUUGAGAAGGAUAAACUCAUAUUUAUGGCCCAGAUGGCAAUCCAGAUACUGCUGCACGCCAAGGAGAUCGAUCCGGUGGAGCUAGACUUUUUGCUGCGCUUCCCGUACCUGCCCAACCUGACGUCACCGUUCGACUUUCUGUCCAACAGCGGAUGGGGUGGCAUUAAGGCACUGGCGAACAUGGACGAGUUCCGGGCGCUCGACAAGGAUAUCGAAGGUUCGGCCAAACGGUGGCGCAAGCUGGUCGAAUCGGAGUGCCCCGAGCGGGAGAAGAUGCCCGGUGAGUGGAAGAACAAGAACGCGCUACAGCGACUCUGCAUCAUGCGCUGCCUGCGUCCGGAUCGGAUGACCUACGCCGUACGGUACUUUGUGGAGGAAAAGCUUGGCGCUCGGUAUGUGGAGGCCCGCACCGUGGAGUUUGCCAAGUCGUUCGAAGAGUCGAGCGCCUCAACUCCGGUGUUUUUCAUCCUUUCACCCGGUGUCGAUCCGCUGAAGGAUGUCGAAAAGCUGGGCAAGCGUAUGAAGUACUCGUCCGAUUAUGGCAACUUUUACAACGUAUCGCUCGGGCAAGGUCAGGAGGUGGUGGCGGAGGCAGCGAUGGAUGUGGCCUGUCGCGAUGGUCACUGGGUGAUACUGCAAAACAUUCACCUGGUGGCGAAGUGGCUGCCGACGCUGGAGAAAAAGAUGGAAGCGACUCAAGAAGGGGCGCACGCGAACUACCGCUUGUUUAUCAGUGGUGAGCCGGCGCCUUCGGCGGAAUAUCACAUCAUUCCCCAGGGCAUCCUGGAGUCGGCCAUCAAGAUCACCAACGAACCGCCGACGGGCAUGCUGGCGAAUGUGCACAAGGCGCUCGACAACUUCACCCAGGAAACGCUGGAGAUGUGUGGCAAGGAGGCCGAAUUCAAGGCAAUCCUGUUCUCUCUCUGCUACUUCCAUGCGGUGGUGGCCGAGCGCCGCAAGUUCGGCCCGCAAGGCUGGAACCGGGUGUACCCGUUCAACGUCGGUGAUCUCACCAUCAGCGUGUACGUGCUGUACAACUAUUUGGAGGCGAACAACCGCGUGCCGUGGGAGGACCUGCGGUACCUCUUCGGGGAGAUUAUGUACGGAGGGCACAUCACGGACGAUUGGGACCGUCGACUGUGCCGGACGUACCUGGAGGAGUUCAUGCAGCCGGAGCUGGUGGACGGCGAUUUGAACCUGUGCACCGGAUUCCCCGCUCCUCCGAACCUCGACUAUGCCGGGUACCACAGCUACAUCGAUGAUAAUCUGCCCUCGGAAUCGCCCCAUCUUUAUGGGUUGCAUCCGAACGCGGAGAUAGGGUUCUUGACCACACUUUCGGAGCAAGCGUUCCGGACCAUCUUCGAGCUGCAGCCACGCGAUUCGGGUUCCGCCAGCAGUGCCUCCAUCAGCCGCGAGGACGUCGUGAAGAACACCAUCGACGACUUUCUGGACAAGCUACCGGAGGAGUUCAAUAUGGUGGAACUGAUGGCGCGUGUCGAAGAUCGGACGCCAUUCAUCAUCGUCGCGUUCCAGGAGUGCGAGCGAAUGAACAUCCUCGUGCGUGAGCUGAAACGCUCGCUCCGGGAGCUGCUGCUCGGGCUGAAGGGCGAACUGACGAUCACCUCCGACAUGGAGCGGCUGGAAGAGGCCCUCUUCUUCGACCAGGUGCCGGACGGCUGGACCAAGCGGGCGUACCCGUCGAUGCACGGCCUGCAGUCCUGGUUCGCCGACCUGUUGAUGCGCAUCAAGGAGCUGGAGGCGUGGUCGAACGACUUCAACCUGCCCUCCUCGGUGUGGCUGGCCGGGUUCUUCAAUCCACAGAGCUUCCUCACGGCCAUCAUGCAGCAGACGGCGCGCAAAAACGAGUGGCCGUUGGACAAGAUGUGCCUGAGCUGCGACGUGACCAAGAAGUGGAAGGAGGACUUUAGCGCCCCGCCGAGGGAGGGUGCGUACGUGAACGGUCUGUUCAUGGAAGGCGCUCGCUGGGACGUGAACGUCGGCUCGAUUGCCAACUCGCUGAUGAAGGAGCUGUUCCCCCAAAUGCCUGUCAUCUACAUCAAAGCGAUCACGCAGGACAAGCAGGAGACGAAAAACAUUUACGAGUGCCCGGUAUACAAAACACGCAUUCGCGGUCCGACCUUCGUGUGGACCUUCAAUUUGAAAACGAAGGAAAAGUCGGCCAAAUGGACUUUGGGAGGAGUGUGUUUGUUGUUGCAAGUUUGAAAACGUGUGUGUUCGUUUAAAUUUCAC